This is a messenger RNA of Anisakis simplex (herring worm), 861 nucleotides long. Lineage: Eukaryota; Metazoa; Nematoda; Chromadorea; Rhabditida; Anisakidae. The record is from the annotation of a GenBank genome assembly.
AUGACUGACGAAUGGAAUGAGAUUGAACGAAGGGGGACCAGCGUUUUACAAGCGAACCCAAAAGGUUCGUUGGUUAGUGAAGUGAGCAGUGUUGGUGACUUACAACCACCGAGUAGUUUCCAGAGUGUUUGGAGCAAACUCAUUGCUGAGGACUUGACAGAAGAAAAGGCUUGUGCAAGUGAGAUAAUUUCAAAGGCAGAAUCCAUAUCACACCACGCUUCAUCAAGCCGUAUUCCACACUGCAUCUGUCGCCGCUCCACAAAACUCGCACUUCGGAAUGCAACACUUGCUGACGAGCGUCUCACCAUCAUCGCACUCACCAAAGUGAAGUAUUCGGAGAGCAAUCCAACUCACUGGGAAAUGCUCGUUUCAAUCUAUAAACAUAUCAUAGACGAUCGUCACAGUAGAGCUGAAAUAAAACGCUACGGAGAUCAUUGGGAAACUAUCGGUUUUCAAGGCGACGAUCCAGCGACGGAUCUCCGCGGCGUUGGUAUUUUCGGUUUGUGUCAGUUGCUCUUUCUCGUUUCAAAUGGCCUUUCCUCACAAAUGACCUCACAACUUCUUCAUUUAUCAAAUGACAAAAUACAGAGUUUCCCUCUGGCGGUUGUUGGACUUACAUGGACGCAAAUCAUUGUGGAACGUUUGAAAAGGGGAAAACUUAAUGAACUGGCCAUAAAAGAGAAUAGUUUUAUAAGCGUUGUGAAUGGCAUUUAUCGAGGUUGCUUCCUGGCGUUUGAUUCUCUUUGGAGGGUAAGACGUUGCACGAUUACGGAUUUUUGCAAGAUUUCCGAAGAGAUUCGUCGGAUGGUGAGACGAAAACCGAAACAUCUGCUCAAUAUGGCAAUCCUCAACAAGGCAUGA